AAGGCGUAGCGUUUUUCAGAAGCGAACACACUGCAGUCAGAAUGCAUCGUGCUACCAUGCUAUUAUCUUCGGCCUUCGUUUUUGCCGCUUUGCUAUCCGUGACUAACGGGGUUUGUCCUCACGGAAUCCUAAAGAAAGGAGUUUCGGCUGAAGAUCAGAAAGUGAUCGUAAAUUUGCACAAUGACAUCAGGAAGAUGAUAGCUAAUGGACAAGUUAAAAAUCAACCAAGAGGAGUGAACUUAAAAAGAAUGUCUUGGGACGAUUGUUUGGCCAAGGAGGCUCAAAGGAUAGCGGAAAAAUGUGAAUUUGCUCACGCCAAGGCAUCAUGUUCCGGAUACAGUUGGAUAGGACAAAAUCUUUACAUUUCAUACAGUACGGCGGAUACGGGCUCAGCAAGUCACUGGAAAGAUGCCAUUAACUCAUGGUUUGAUGAGCACAAAGUAUACAAAUUCGGUAGUCCGUUUUCUUCGAACACGGGACAUUAUACACAGCUCGUCUGGGCAGAUACCAAUAAGGUUGGUUGUGGAUUUGCCUACUACAUGAAAGAUGGAGGUUACAAAUAUCAAAAGUUAUACGUUUGCAAUUACGGCCCCGGUGGCAACUGGGUAGGCCAAGCUCCUUAUAAAACUGGAAAAUCUGGCUCGCGGACUCAACUUCAAAGCUCAUCAACCAUGCACAUGUAUACAUCAAUAUUGGCAGGUUUCUGUUUUGUGAUUAAGAUAUCACAAAUUGAAACUUCAUGUCCAUAUGGAAUAAUGAGAAGUGGCGUAAAUAAUGAUGAAAAAAAUACAAUCAUCAACAUGCACAACGAUGUUAGAAUUAAAGUAGCCCGUGGAGAACUUAGUGGGCAACCUCGCGGGGUCAAUUUAAAAAGGAUGUCUUGGGACGACUGUUUGGCAAACGAAGCCCAAAGAAUAGCGAAUAAUUGUGAAUUUAAACAUCAAUCAGCAACUUGUCCUGCUUGGAAUUGGGUUGGUCAAAAUCUUUUUUCGACCUGGACAACGGAUUCAUCUGACACAGGAAGCGAUUGGCCAGCAGCCAUCAAUGGAUUUAUAGAUGAAUAUAAAACUUACACGUUUGGACAAGGAUUUAAUCAUUAUACACAGGUUGUGUGGGCCAACACCGACAGAGUUGGAUGCGGUUUUACAUAUUUUAGAACUGAUGGCAAUUAUCCAUAUCAGAAGCUUUAUGUUUGCAAUUAUGGUCCAGGGGGAAACAUUGGAGGUCAAACUCCCUAUCAAACAGGCAACAGUGGCUGUGAAAAUCUUUGUUAACUUGAUCGAAGACAUGUUUUUAAUUAACAAUAUAUAUCCCGUGUUUUAAAAAAUAUAAUACAUAACCAAAUCCUAAAAUUAAAGUUGAUUUUCUUUACUCGUACCAAUAAAA
Molecule: messenger RNA, 1386 nt
Organism: Aethina tumida (small hive beetle)
Lineage: Eukaryota; Metazoa; Arthropoda; Insecta; Coleoptera; Nitidulidae
Product: ancylostoma secreted protein
Exons: 12
Coding region: 42-1274 (410 amino acids)
Cellular component (GO): extracellular region
Source: RefSeq, a predicted model, not a curated record